AUGCGACAACGGCAACCACCACAUCAGAUCCGUGCUCCUUGUGUUAAUAUUUCUGUUCACAGGGACGGCUACAGGGAAGAAUUCGAAAGCCACAGCAACAUCAACGACAACCACAACGAUACGAACUCUAACUCCACCCUCUGCGACGGAAAUGUGGAAAUGCGCACGACAAGGAGUAUCUGCUACUAUGAGAAUACUACAGAGGUUUGUGAUAUUUGCGAAGGUGUGAUUUGUCCUGUUGGGAAGAAAUGUGUGAAAGAAAGAGAUGGAAUGCUCUUCAAUAUCCAUGUGAUCUGCACCCGUGCUUGCACGGUGGCACGUGUACCGCAGAUAUCCAAGUGGCGUCCAGGUACCGAUGCACCUGCAGUAAAGAAUAUGAAGGAGAGCGAUGCGAGAAAUUCCACAAUUUCUGCCUGGAUCCCGCACCGUCCUUCUGUCCAGCUGGCGAAUACGACUGCCAAAUGUAUGGCUUCGGCAAUUACAGCUGUGAUUGCGCUGCAGGAUUCUACUAUAACGUUACUGGGAAACAGUGUGUCAAAG
Messenger RNA from Ostertagia ostertagi, 540 nucleotides. The record is from the annotation of a GenBank genome assembly. NCBI's taxonomy places the organism in Eukaryota, Metazoa, Nematoda, Chromadorea, Rhabditida, Trichostrongylidae.